AUGCACAUUAAAUCUGUAACGAUACAAGGCUUUAAAUCAUAUCGUGAUCAAACUUUCACUUCACAAGAAUUUUCAGCCUCACAGAAUAUAAUCGUUGGUAGAAACGGUAGUGGUAAAUCCAACUUUUUCAGUGCCAUCUCGUUCGUACUGAGUGAAAAGUUUAGUAAACUCAGAAGCGAAGAAAGACAAGCCUUUUUGCAUGAAGGUACAGGUAGAGGUGUCAUUUCUGCCUUUGUUGAAAUUGUUUUUGACAAUUCUGACAACAGAUUACCAACAGAUAGCAAAGAAGUGGCUAUUAGAAGAACCAUUGGUUUAAAGAAAGACGAAUAUAGAAUUGAUGGCAAAGCUGUGACACAACGUGAAGUAUUUAAUUUAUUGGAAUCUGCUGGUCUCAGUUCAAGUAAUCCAUACUAUAUUGUAGAACAAGGUAAAGUCUCUAGUUUGACAACUAUGAAGGAUGCGGAAAGACUUGAAUUGUUAAAAGAAAUUGCGGGAACUAAAGUUUACGAUCAAAAGAGAGCAGAAUCAUUAACAAUCAUGAAAGAUACUGAACAAAAGAAACAAAAAAUUGAUGAAGUUAUUGAAUAUGUACAAGGUCGUCUUGAUGAACUAGAGCAAGAAAAAGAAGAACUUAAAGAAUUCCAAAAGCUUGACAAGGAUAGAAGAUGUGUAGAAUAUGCCAUUUUCGAACAAGAACUAAGCGAAGCAACUAAAAAUUUAGAAGAAAUAGAAAAAGCUAGAGAAACUGUUGAAGUUACUGCUGGAAAUUCUCUCUACCAUGUUGUUGUAGAAAAUGAAAAAGUUUCUGGUGAUAUCAUCAAAAUUAUGAAUGAAAGUAAUGCUCCUGGUAGAGUUACCUUUAUCCCACUCAACAGAUUAAAAGCUUUGGACAGUGAUGACAGUAUUGGUACAUCUGAAUUCAUUCCUCUUUGGAAGAAGAUCGAUGCUGAUUCAAAGUUUAAUGAAGUUGUCAAGAGUUUGUUUGGAAAGACUUUCUGUACCAAAACAUUGGAAGAUGGCGCUCAAUUUGCUAAAGAUCACAAUGUAAACUGUGUAACUCUUGCUGGUGAUCAAGCUAAUAGAAAGGGUACUCUUACUGGUGGUUAUAUUGAACAAAAACAAUCCAGAUUAGAUUGUUGGAAACAAAUCAAGGAUUUGAGAAAGACAUAUUCUGAAAGCUUUGAUAAGUCCAAGAAGAUUAAGGCUUCAAUUGCCACUCUCGAAGAACAACUCAACAGUUGUAUUACUGAUUUACACAAGGUUGAAUCUGAAGUUCACAACUCUAAGAAUACCAUUCAAUACGAACAACAAGAAAUUCACAACCUUACUGUAAGAAGAGAUCUUAUCAAGGACAAUCUUCGUUCAAACGAAGAAUUGUUGGAGAAGGUCAAAUCUAUCCUCUCUUCCAACAAGGAAACCAUCGAAUCAUACACCAAGGAAAAGGAUUUACCACUAGAUGCUACACUCAACUCUAGAGAAAAGCAAGAACUUGAAAAGUUAUCAAAGUCUGUUACUGAACUGACAACCAAGUUACAAGGUGUCUCCAAGAACAGAUUAGAAAAAGAAACCAAGAAAGAAAGUCUUAGAAUUCAAUUGACUACAAACUAUAUUCCAAGAAAGUCCGAACUUCAAGUCUUGAUAGAAACUCUCCCAACAGAUAAUUCUAUUUCAUCCUCUCAUCAAACUUUAAUGCAACUCCAAACUGAGAAGCAAGUUACAGAAGAAAGAAUUAAAGAUACAACUGAAUCAGUUAAGAGACUUGAUCAAGAAAUUGAUGAGUUGGGCGAAACCAUCAGAAAUAAGCAAGAACAAUUGGAAACUGAAAAGUCUGAAGAAACAAAGAAAUUACAAACUCUUCAAGAAAAGGCCAGUUCUCUUGAAAAACUUCUCAACAAGAAGAAGAUUUGGUCUCAAAAGAAGGAAGAAUGUAUUAAACAAAUCAAAGAAUUGGGAACCCUUCCAUCAGACUUUAGAAAAUAUCUUGAAACUGAUCAAAAGUUAUUGCUCAAGAAAUUGCACAAUACCAACGAAAAGCUGAAGAAAUUCGGUCAUGUCAACAAGAAGGCUCUUGAUCAAUACGAACAAUUCAGUAAUCAAAAGGAAGAAUUCCUGGAAAAGAAGAGUGAACUUGAUAGCAGUGCUAAAGCAAUUAAUGAACUUAUCCAAGUUUUAGAUAAGAGAAAGGAUGAAGCAAUUGUAAGAACAUUUAAGCAGGUACAAAAAAACUUCCAAGAAAUUUUCCAAAAUCUUGUUCCAGGUGGUCAUGCUUCUCUGUCUAUGAAAUAUAGAAAUGGUGAAGAUGAAGAAGAGGAAGAAGAAGAAGAUGAAGAAGCAAAGGAAGUUGAACAAUAUGCUGGUGUUUCCAUCAAGGUCUCUUUCAUGUCAAGUGGUGACUCUGAAGAAGAUCAAUCAUACCAUCUCAUGCAACAGCUUUCAGGUGGUCAAAAGUCACUUGUAGCUCUCUGUCUUAUUUUUGCUAUCCAACGUUGUGACCCUGCACCAUUCUAUUUAUUCGACGAAAUUGAUGCUGCUCUCGAUCCUGCCUACAGAACAUCCGUUGCCAAUAUGAUUGAUACUCUUUCAACGAAGGAAAAGAUUCAAUUUAUUACAGCAACGUUCAAACCAGAAGUUUUAGAAACAGCUGAAAACUUUUAUGGUAUUUCAUUCAAGAAUAAGGUUUCUUCAAUCAAAUUGAUUUCAAAGAACGAAGCUCUCAAAGUUUUGCAAGAAGAAGAAAGACUAGGUGGCAAUCCUCAAGAAAUUGAAAGACCAUCGUCACCUGCAAAAGUUGAUGAAAUGGAAGAUGAAUAA
Molecule: messenger RNA, 2811 nt
Organism: Naegleria gruberi
Lineage: Eukaryota; Heterolobosea; Eutetramitea; Acrasida; Naegleriidae
Product: structural maintenance of chromosome 3
Exons: 2
Coding region: 1-2811 (936 amino acids)
Biological process (GO): mitotic sister chromatid cohesion
Cellular component (GO): chromosome
Molecular function (GO): cohesin loader activity; ATP binding; double-stranded DNA binding
Source: RefSeq, a predicted model, not a curated record